UUGGAAUUAUUCCGUGAUCGGACCUCCUCGUAGCAACAAUGAAGAUCCAGAAAUCUUUGGCAAUUCUUUUUCUAUACAUUUAUUCAUCUGUUUCUUCACCGAUUCCAGAAAUUCCAUCAUUUUUAAAAGUAUGCCAUCGAAACGAUCCACAGCUCAGCGACUGCAUCAAGGAAAGCAUCAACUUGUUAAAACCGUACUUGAAAAAUGGAAUUAAAGAACUUCAAGUUCCACCGUGUGAACCUCUUCAUAUAAAAAAUAUCGACAUCGAUCAAAGCUCUGGACCUAUUUACGUUCAUGCGAAAUAUAAAAAUAUAUCCAUCUUUGGAGGAACUAAUACCGUACCGAAAAGCAUCAAACUGGACUUCGAUAAAAACCGAAUGAGACUGAAGUUGUACAUUCCAAGGCUCGAGAUGAUUACUAAUUACAAUCUUGACGGCAAGAUAAUGAUGCUACCGAUCGCAGGAAAUGGUGUUGGACACGGAAAUUUCACAGACAUCGAUGCAAUUAUCACCUUGCAGAUGGAACGAUACAGAAAUCAGGAUACACAAUUGAUUCAUCAAAAAGUAGACGACAUUUACGUGGAUUUUGAAAUUGGUCGUGCAACUGUACACCUGGAGAAUUUAUUCGAUGGCGAUGCUACCAUGUCCAGUGCCAUGAAUUUGUUUUUAAAUGAUAAUUGGAGAACAGUCGUGGCGGAGAUCAAACCGCAACUCGAAGAGACCAUAGGCGAAUUGAUUAAGAAUUUUAUGAAUAAUAUUUUCUCCGUGUUCCCUGAGGAUUCCUUAUUACCACCGUGAUGGACUUUUGUUGUCUGAAGAAAAGGUGUAUGUUUUUGGGAAAAAUAAAAUUUUUAAUUAUA
Molecule: messenger RNA, 859 nt
Organism: Osmia bicornis bicornis
Lineage: Eukaryota; Metazoa; Arthropoda; Insecta; Hymenoptera; Megachilidae
Product: protein takeout-like
Exons: 3
Coding region: 39-797 (252 amino acids)
Source: RefSeq, a predicted model, not a curated record